Messenger RNA from Myodes glareolus (Bank vole), 4101 nucleotides. The record is from RefSeq and is a predicted model, not a curated record. NCBI's taxonomy places the organism in Eukaryota, Metazoa, Chordata, Mammalia, Rodentia, Cricetidae.
CUUCCGAGCCUCUUUGGGAAAGAAAGCCAGAGUUCCCAGAGCUUACGAGGACUUUGACUGGGCACGUCCUUGCAGUCCAAGGAAGUCUUGAGGGAGAGCUCAUGAACCCAUUCUCUUCCAGCUCUUGGUCCUUUUGCUCCUUCCAAGUUAUCCCUCGGCCACCUUGCUUCCCCUCCAAACUCAAAAAGAGCUGAAUAGAAGUGAAAUUGGAUGAGUGGAUCCGAGGAGCGUCCACACUUUGCAUCUUCCUCUCCCCAGACCAGGAAAGUCCCCAAGACUCGCCGUUCCAGAGCAGAGUCUUAGUCGCUCUGUUGCCACACAGCGGUGCGAGGUGCAAGGCACUCCCCUCAAGGUUGCUAGAACAUGAACGAUACAACAGGACAUCCCCCUUGCUUUUGCAGACAAAGAAGUCGCUGCCAGGCCAACUGUUCCAAACCUCUGGGGCCUUGGCUCAGGUUCGAGCCUUAAUCAUGGACUCACAUGCUGAGUCCCGGGCAGGGAGGAGUCUCAUCUCUCUGCCCACUCAAAGACAUCUUCCCUGAACUGCCUAAUCACUCUCUUCCGGGACCAUCUGUGUGGUUUCCAGAUCUGAGCAGCAACAGAUGCCAGAAGCUCGCUUGGACUGUCACCUGAGUCUGGAGAGUGGCUUGCAACCCGAAGGAAGCACAGUGCAAGUCUGAGAGCAGCAGAGGUCCUGAUGGAUCCCUUCGGAGCCCUGUGUUUGGCCUGGGCUUUGCUAGGAGUGGCCAGAGCCUGUCCUGAGCCUUGCGCCUGUAUAGACAAGUACGCCCACCAAUUUGCAGACUGUGCCUACAAGGAGCUGCGCGAGGUCCCGGAAGGACUGCCAGCCAACGUGACCACGCUUAGUCUGUCUGCCAACAAGAUUACGGUGCUAAGGCGGGGGGCCUUCGUCAACGUCACGCAGGUCACUUCGCUGUGGCUGGCUCACAGUGAGGUGCGCACUGUAGAGUCAGGGGCCUUGGCGGUGCUGAGUCAGCUCAAGAACCUCGACCUAAGCCACAACCUCAUAUCCAACUUCCCUUGGAGCGACCUUCGUAACUUGAGCGCGCUGCAGUUGCUGAAAAUGAACCACAACCGCCUGGGAUCGCUGCCCCGGGAUGCACUCGGCUCGCUGCCCGACCUGCGCUCUCUGCGCAUCAACAACAACCGGUUGCGUACUCUGGAGCCUGGCACGUUCGACGCACUGAACGCGCUGUCUCACCUGCAACUCUAUCACAACCCCUUCCACUGCAGCUGUGGUCUCCUGUGGCUGCAGGCGUGGGCGGCGAGCACCCGAGUCUCCUUACCCGAGCCUGAUUCUAUCGCGUGCGCCUCACCUCCUGAGCUGCAGGGCGUGCCGGUGCACCGCCUGCCUGCCCUGCCCUGCGCACCUCCCAGCGUGCGUCUGAGUGCGGAGCCGCCGCCUGAGGCGCCUGGAACCCCUCUGCGCGCAGGCUUGGCUUUCAUGUUACACUGCGUCGCGGAAGGCCACCCCACACCCCGCCUGCAAUGGCAACUUCAGAUCCCGGGUGGCACUGUAGUCUUAAAGUCACCGGUUCUCAGCAAGGAAGAAGAUGGAGGCCAUAAGGCAGAGGAUGGGGAGGGUGAUGGAGAUGAGGACCUGCCUACACAGACUGAGGCACCGACCCCGACUCCAGCACCUGCUUGGCCAGCGCCUCCAGCCACCCCGCGCUUCUUGGCCCUCGCAAAUGGCUCUUUGUUGGUGCCCAUCCUGAGUGCCAAGGAGGCAGGCGUCUACACAUGUCGUGCACACAAUGAGCUGGGUACCAACUCAACGUCAAUACGGGUGAGCGUGGCUGCAGCGGGGCCGCCAAAACACGCUCCUGGAACAGGGGGAGAACCUGAAGCGCAGGCCCCGACCUCGGAGCGCAAGACCCCUGUUAAGGGCCGUAGCAACAGUGUUCUGCCCUACAAGCCUGAGGGCAAAACCAAAGGCCAAGGUCUGGCCCGGGUCAGCAUCCUCGGGGAAAUCGAGGCGGAGCUGGAGGAGACAGAUGAAAGAGAGCAGGUGGGAGGUCAGAUCCCUACAGAUUCGGAGGGGGAGAAGCACUGUGGCCAUGGGGACCCCUCUCGGUAUGUGUCUAACCAUGCAUUCAAUCAGAGCUCAGAGCUAAAGUCGCACGUUUUUGAGCUGGGUGUCAUCGCGUUGGAUGUAGCCGAGCGUGAAGCUCGAGUGCAGCUGACGCCUCUUGCUGCGCGCUGGAGCCCUGGACCAGAUGGUGCUACCGGAGCACGGCGGCCUGGAAGGCGGCCCCUGCGCCUACUCUAUCUGUGCCCUGCGGGUGGUGGCGCGGCAGUUCAGUGGUCACGCGUUGAGGAAGGGGUCAAUGCCUACUGGUUUCGCGGCCUGCGACCUGGCACCAACUACUCCGUGUGUCUGGCACUGGCGGGCGAGGCGUGCCACGUGCAAGUGGUGUUUUCCACCAAAAAAGAGCUGCCGUCCCUGCUGGUUAUCGUGACAGUGAGCGUGUUUCUCCUGGUGUUGGCCACCGUGCCCCUGCUGGGCGCCGCCUGCUGCCAUCUACUGGCCAAACACCCGGGCAAACCCUAUCGUUUAAUACUAAGACCUCAGGCCCCUGACCCUAUGGAGAAACGCAUCGCCGCCGACUUUGACCCGCGUGCCUCCUACCUUGAGUCUGAGAAAAGCUACCCUGCCCGUGGCGAGGCCGGAGGUGAGGAGCCGGAGGAGGCCCCGGAGGAGGGCCUUGAUGAAGACGUGGAGCAGGGGGACCCAAGUGAGGACCUGCAGAGAGAAGAAAGCCUGGUGGGUUGCUCGUUGGUGGAGUCUCAGUCUAAGGCCAACCAAGAAGAGUUCGAGGCUGGCUCUGAGUACAGCGACCGGUUGCCCCUGGGAGCAGAGGCCGUCAACAUCGCCCAAGAGAUAAACGGCAACUACAGGCAGACUGCAGGCUGAGCCCCCAGCACGCCUGGCCUGCCCACCUCUACCUUGGGUACCUUGUAGCCUAGGGACGGCAGGACUUUCUCAUCCUCACGGGACCCCACCUCACCCCCAAGCUUCCUCCUUAGCCCUCCGUAGGCGUCACUACUAAGGAUUUCCAGGAGUGGGCCGAAUUCAGUGGUCUCUCGCUAGUCACCGUCAUCCUCUUGGCGGGUUUGAAUCCCCACCCCUCCCCCAAAGCACAGAGACAGGCGCCUACCUCCUCUCAGACACCACCCACAGACAGCGAAAAACCGUCUAUGCCUUCCAUUCCACCGCGACGAUGAUCAACGAAACCCACCUCUCACCCCCCGGGUGGAGGCAAAGGGAACGCGCUAGUCGUUGGCUACAUCUGCUGAUAAUAAUGGGGUUGGUUCUGGGCUUUGCCCGCGAUCCCCAGGACACGUUCCCAGAGUGAAGCGCUGUGGCUCUCACCUUGACCCCACUCUGCCUUUUCAAGGUUGCAUGUGCCAGAAGCCGGCUAAUUUUUAGUCUCAAAGUACCUUCCCUACAAUGAUCCAAAUCCUUGCCUCCCUCUGUCCCUACCCCCUGCCUGCCCCAUUUCUGUACAGUUGGAGCCAAGCUGGGGUUCUGGGACGCCUUUCAACUCAGCGCACUGAUUUUCUUAUUUUCGUUGUUAUCAAAGACAGCGACAUUCAUGGGUCUGGUGCUAACACAACCUUCCCAAUGUCUGGGAAACUGGAUGUGAGUGUGUCAGGUGUGAGAGUCGGAAUCCGUUUUCUUCUGUCUUUCUCCUAAUUUCAAGCGCUGCGGGGCCGCGCACCCCUUUUCCUCGCAGGGUGCGGGCUUGGUCCCCAGCCAGUUUCGUUGUCAAUGUCUUGCAGGUGCCAGGGGCUGGUGAGCGGCGCGGCACAGUGGCUCUUGCAACUCCAGAGGGUCCAGAGCCCUAUAGAAACGUGCUGGGAGCGAGGGAGCUAAGUGUGACUCCCCGGGAACAUAUUACGAAUUCCGAGGUUGCCUGACUGGGGCCAGAGCGCGCGGGCAGCAGCGAGUGCGGAGUGCAGGAGGGAGUCCCUGGGUCCCCUCCUCCCAGGAGAAGUGAGUUUGCCCAGCGUGUAGUCCCCACCGAGCGUGGGCUGUAGAAGUCGGUGUCCUGUAAAGCGUGAUGAUGUAGUGUAGGG